AUGAGUCAUCCUCAUGUGGACCGCUACGCAAGCUUGAAGCUUGUCUAUGGAAAUGAUUUGAUUGAAUUUGUGAGAGAGAAUAAAGUGUUGGUGGUAGGAGCUGGUGGAAUCGGGUGUGAGUUGCUGAAAAAUUUGGUUCUUUCGGGAUUUGAGAAUAUUGAGAUUAUUGAUUUGGAUACUAUUGAUAUUAGUAACUUAAAUAGACAAUUUCUUUUCAGACAAAGGCACGUCGGAGAAUCGAAAGCAAAAAUUGCAAAAGAAACAGCUCUAACUUUUAAUCCAAAAUGUAAUAUUGUUGCUCAUCACGGUAACAUUAAACAAAGUGCCUAUGGAUUGGAUUUCUUCAAGCAAUUCAAGCUGGUAAUCAACGCGCUUGAUAAUGUUGAUGCAAGAAGACAUGUAAACAGAUUAUGUCUAGCGGCUAAUAUUCCCAUGUUGGAUGGUGGUACUGCAGGAUAUUUGGGACAAGUGAAAUCCUAUCAAAAAGGAUUCACCGAAUGUUAUGAAUGCAAAGGAAAUAGAAAUACAGAAAAAACAUAUGCUGUAUGCACCAUUCGUUCCAAUCCAUCUAAAAUGAUCCAUUGUGUGGUAUGGGCUAAAUUAUUAUUUGAUCGGCUCUUUGGUAAAAUUAGUGACAGCAAUGAAAUUUCAACUGGAUUUGAGGAAAUUUUGAAGGCAACAGAAGAUUUCCCACAACGGGUUUUUGACAAAGUUUUUGUGCACGAUAUUCGAGAAUUAUCACAAAUGAAAAAUAAGGAAGUGUGGAAUACUGGAAAGCCGCCUGAACCGCUCACCGACGAAUAUUUGAAAAUCCUUAGACAAAAUAAUCCCAAUGCUGAGAAGCGAGCUGGAGUUAAGGAUCAAAUUAUUUGGACACCUGAUGAAUGUGUACAAAUUCUGUUGAAGAGCCUGAGUUCACUCAAACAACGAAGAGAACAAUCAAGCGAACCACUCUCAUUCGACAAAGAUGAUGAGGAUGCCUUAAAUUUAGUCACUAGCGCCUCCAAUCUGAGAGCUUUCAAUUUUCACAUUCCUCCUAGCUCUCGAUUCGACAUCAAGUCCAUGGCCGGAAACAUUGUACCAGCCAUUGCUACAACCAAUGCAAUUAUCGCUGGUCUUCUGGUGUGUGAAGCCUUUAAAGUAAUGAAGAGUAUUCAUAUGAACCAGGGAAAGGAAAGCUCUGUCAAUCAUGUCACUGAAUGUCUACAAACAGAUUGUUUGGCAAAAACUGUGGUGAAGGGAAGAAAGAACACAAUUAUUCUUCCUGUCAGCAUGGGUCCACCAAACAAGAAGUGUUUUGUGUGCUCUUCAAAUUCUGUUACCGUGUUUGUGAACUGUGACAAGAUGAGCUUGGAGAGAUUUGUUCAGGAUGUUUUACAAAACAAAUUAGCCCUCAAAGAGCCGUCCGUGUUGUCAAAUGAUGAUCUUAUCUAUGAGUGUGGAGAAGAAUUGGAGCAAGAUCAAAUAGAAUUGAUACAAAAACGGCAAAAGGAAAUGUUGAAAGACACUGGUAUUGUGGACGGAUCAGAGCUCAUUGUUGAAGAUUUCUCUCAAGACAUUAGUUGGAAAGUGAUUGUGAAACACAUGCCCGACAUUGAGGUUGAGGAAUUUUAUGUGGAGGGAGAUGAACCACCAAAAGCAGCAACACAAGAAAACCAUAUUCCAUCCAGCAGUGGAGUUGUCAACAAUCUCGAUAAUGUUGUCAUGAAUAUUGAUGACGGUGACGAUGGCUGUGUUUGCGUUACAGAUCAGCAAGAAGAACGUAAACGAUUGGAUGAGAGAAGAAAUGAGCUCAAGAGAAAAAGAGCUGAAGUUGAGAACAAUCUCUCCGAAGACACAAAUCCUCUCAAAGAAAAGAAACAAGAAGAUGAAGUCAUUCUAUUGGAUGAUUAA
Molecule: messenger RNA, 1893 nt
Organism: Naegleria lovaniensis
Lineage: Eukaryota; Heterolobosea; Eutetramitea; Acrasida; Naegleriidae
Exons: 3
Coding region: 1-1893 (630 amino acids)
Biological process (GO): protein sumoylation
Cellular component (GO): cytoplasm; SUMO activating enzyme complex
Molecular function (GO): SUMO activating enzyme activity
Source: RefSeq, a predicted model, not a curated record